Molecule: messenger RNA, 1036 nt
Organism: Ficedula albicollis (Collared flycatcher)
Lineage: Eukaryota; Metazoa; Chordata; Aves; Passeriformes; Muscicapidae
Gene: MYOG
Product: myogenin (myogenic factor 4)
Exons: 3
Coding region: 19-753 (244 amino acids)
Biological process (GO): positive regulation of myoblast differentiation; positive regulation of transcription by RNA polymerase II; muscle organ development
Molecular function (GO): RNA polymerase II cis-regulatory region sequence-specific DNA binding; DNA-binding transcription factor activity, RNA polymerase II-specific; protein dimerization activity
Source: RefSeq, a predicted model, not a curated record
GCCAGCGCCGGGGUUUAAAUGGCACCAAGCAGUUGGCGCGGGGAGAGGGAGCAGCCGUCCCCGGGCCGCGCACACGUCCCCGAGCCGCCCAUGGAGCUCUUCGAGACCAACGCGUACUUCUUCCCGGAGCAGAGGUUUUUCGAUGGGGAAAGCUUCCUGGGCUCCCGCCUGCAGGCCUUCGAGCCCGCGGCGCUCCCCGAGCGCGCCCCGUGCGCCGAGGGCAGGGCGGCUCCCGGGGACGCGGAGGCGGCGGCCGGGCGCUGUCCCGGGCAGUGCCUGCCCUGGGCCUGCAAGGCGUGCAAGCGGAGAUCCGUGUCCCUGGACCGGCGGCGCGCGGCCACGCUGCGGGAGAAGCGGCGGCUCAAGAAGGUGAACGAGGCGUUCGAGGCUCUGAAGCGCAGCACCCUGCUGAACCCCAACCAGCGGCUGCCCAAGGUGGAGAUCCUGCGCAGCGCCAUCCAGUACAUCGAGCGGCUCCAGAGCCUGCUCAGCUCCCUCAACCAGCAGGAGCGGGACCAGCGGGACCUGCGCUUCCACCCCCAGCCCGCCGCAGCCAGCGACUGCGGAUCCGGCAGCUCCUCCUGCAGCCCCGAGUGGAGCAGCCAGCUGGAGUUCGGCACCAGCCCUGCAGAUCACCUCCUGGCUGACGAGGCAGCCGAGGAGCGCAACCUGCACUCGCUGUCGUCCAUCGUGGAGAGCAUUGCCGUGGAGGACGUGGCCGUGACAUUCCCGGAGGAGCGGGGCCAGAACUGAGCUGGCACAAACCCCGGCGGGCUCCUUGACAUGGAAACGGGGUGGGAAUGAGGUGCCAGAGGGGUCCAGCCGCUGGAAAUCACAUCCACCCCUCCAGUGCCACAGGCUGCCACCGCUCGGCUCCCUUCCCUCUCCUUGUGGAGCGCUCCUGCUGGGCUGGAAGAACAGGCAGAGGUGGGAUGGGGCAGUGCCAGGGCAGCUGCAGGUCCUGGAGGGGCUUCCUGGGGCCAGGCCCUGCUCCAGGCUUUGCUCCAGGCCCUGCUCCAGGCCCUGCUCCAGGCCC